This is a messenger RNA of Peromyscus californicus insignis, 15774 nucleotides long. It is a transcript of the gene Tas2r42, whose product is annotated as taste 2 receptor member 42. Lineage: Eukaryota; Metazoa; Chordata; Mammalia; Rodentia; Cricetidae. Gene Ontology annotation, cellular component: membrane. The record is from RefSeq and is a predicted model, not a curated record. Gene Ontology annotation, biological process: G protein-coupled receptor signaling pathway; sensory perception of taste; detection of chemical stimulus involved in sensory perception of bitter taste. Gene Ontology annotation, molecular function: G protein-coupled receptor activity.
UCCAACCCACUCCUCAUCCCCACAUUUCCUAAGUCAAGGUCUCCCAAGAGGAGUCAGCAGAGCCUGGCACACUGAGCUGAGGCAGGCCCAAGCCCCUCCCCCCUGCACCGAGGCUGUGCAAGGUGUCACACCCUAGGUACUGGGCUCCAAAAAGCAUGCCCAUGCACCAGUGAUGAAUCCCAAUCCCUCUGCCUGGGGGCCCCCCAAACAGUUCAAGCUAAACAACUGUCUCCUAUAUCCAGAGGGUCUAGUCUAGUCCUAUGGAGGCUCCAUAACUAUUAGUCCACAGUUCAUGGGUUUCUACUAGUGUGGCUGGUCAUCUCUGCACAUUUUCCCAUCAUGAUCUCAACGUCCUCUACCCACAGAAUCCCUCCUCUCUCUCAUUGAUUGGAUUCCCAGAGCUUAGCCUGUUGCCCGGCCUUGGAUCUCUGUAUCUGCUCCCAUCAGUCACUGGAUGAAGGCUCUAUGAUGACAGUUAUGGUAUUCACUAGUCUGGUCACUAGAGUAGACCAGCCCAGGCACCUUCUCUACCAAUGCCAGUAUUCCAAGGUGGGGUCAUCCUUGUGGAUUCCUGAGAACUUCCUAGGCACCCUGCCUCUUCCUAUUCUCAUGAUGUCUUCAUUUAUCAUGGUAUCUCUUUCCUUGCUCUCCCACUCUGCCCCUGUUCCAGCUUGAACCUCCCAUUUCCUUAUAUUCUCAUUCCCCAUGCUUUGCCCUCCAUUACCCCACCCCUACCCCCAAUUUGCUCAUGUAGAUCUCAUCUACUUUUCCUUUGCUGGGCUAUCUAUGUGUCCCUCCUAGGGUCUUCCUUGUUAGCUAGCUUCUCUGGAGCUGUGGGUUGUAGUCUGGUUUUCCUUUGCCUUACAUCUAGUAUCCACUUAUGAGUGAGUACAUACCAUGUUUGUCCUUCUGGGUCUGUGUUACCUCACUCAGGAUGAUAUUUUCUAGUUCCAUCCAUUUGCCUAGAAAUUUCAUGAUGUCAUUGUUUUUUAUUGUUGAGUAGUACUCCAUUGUGUAUAUGUGCCACAUUUUCUUUAUCCAUUCUUUGGUUAUUUUGGGCAUCUAGGUUGUUUCCAGGUUCUGGCUAUUAUGAAUAAUGCUGCUAUGAACAUAGUUGAGCAUGUGUCCUUGUGAUAAGAUUGAGCAUUCCUUGGGUAUAUGCCCAAGAAUGGUAUAGCUUGGUCCACAUACCUAUGGACAUCUGAUUUUUGACAAAGAAGCCAAAACUGUACAAUGGAAAAAAGAAAGCAUCUUCAACAAAUGGUGCUGGCAUAACUGAAUGUCAACAUGUAGAAGAUUGCAAAUAGAUCCAUAUCUGUCACCAUUCACAAAAUUCAAGUCCAAGUGGAUCAAAGACCUCAACAUAAAUCCAGUUACACUGAACUUGAUAGAAGGGAAAGUAGGAAGUAGUCUUGAAUGCAUUGGCAUGGGAGACCACUUCCUAAAUAUAACACCAGUAGCACAGACACUGAGGGCAACAAUUAAUAAAUGGGAACUCCUGAAACUGAGAAGCUUUUGUAGGGCAAAGGACAUGGUCAAUAAGACAAAGCAACAGCCGAAGAAUGGGAAAAGAUCUUCACCAACCCCACAUCUGACAGAGGGCUGAUAUCCAAAAUAUAUAAAGAACUCAAAAAGCUAGACAUGAAAAUACCGAACAAUCCAAUUAAAAAAAUGGGCUACAGAGCUUAACAGAGAAUUCUCAACAGAAGAAUCUCAAAUGGCUGAAAGACAUUUAAGGAAUUGCUCAACAUCCUUUGCAUCAGAAAUGCAAAUCAAAACAACUCUGAGAUACCAUCUUACACCUGUCAGAAUGGCUAAGGUCAAAAACACUGAAGACAGCUUAUGUUGCAGAGGAUGUGGAGCAAGAGGAACACUCCUCCACUGUUGGUGGGAAUGCAAACUUGUACAGCCACUCUGGAAAUCAGUAUGGCAGUUUCUCAGAAAAUUGGAAAUAAGUCUACUUGGUAGAAUAUUUUGGGGUCACUUAUGUAGACUACCAUAUCAUCUGUAAAUAGUGAAAGUUUGACUUCUUCCUUUGCAAUUUGUAUCCCCUUGAUCUUCUUUGGUUCUCUUCUUGUUCUAGCUAGAACUUUGAGUACUAUAUUGAAUAGACAUGAGGAAAGUGGACAGUGGGAUUGCUUUGAGUUUCUCUCCAUUUAAUUUGAUGUUGGCUGUCGACUUGCUCUAAAUUGCCUUUAUUAUGUUUAGGUAUGGUCCUUGUAUUCCUGAUCUCUCCAGGACCUUUUUCAUGAAAGGGGUGUUGGAUUUUGUCAAAGGCUUUUUCAGCAUCUAAUAAGAUGAUCAUGUGGUUUUUUUCUUUCAGUUUGUUUAUAUGAUAGAUUACAUUGACAGAUUUUUCAUAUGAUGAACCAUCCCUGCAUCUCUGGGAUGAAACCUACUUGAUCAUGAUGGAUGGUUUUUUUGAUGUGUUCUUGGAUUUGGUUUGCCAGUAUUUUAUUAUUUUUGCAUCAAUUUUUGUGAGGGAGAUUGGUCUGUAAUUCUCUUUGUUGCAUCUUUGUGUGGUUUGUGUAUAAGGAUAACUAUAGCCUCAUAGAAACAGUUGGGGAAUGUUCCUUCUGUUCCUAUUGUGUGGAACAAUUUGAGGAGUAUUGGUAUUAACACUUCUCUGAAAUUCUGGUAGAAUUCUGCACCGAAACCAUCUGUCCCUGGGCUUUUUUUUUUUUUUUUUUUGGUUUGGGAGUCUUUCAAUGACUGCUUCUGUUUCAGUAGCAGUUAUAGGUCUAUUUAAAUUGUUUAUCUGAUCUUGAUUUAAUUUGGGUAUAUGGUACCUAUCCAGAAAAUAAUCCAUUUCUUUUAGAUUUUCCAAUUUUGUGGAGUAAAGGUUUUUGAGGUAUGACCUGAUGAUUCUCUGGAUUUCCUCACUGUCAGUUGUUAAUGUCUCCCUUUUCAUUUCUGAUUUUGUCAAUUUGGAUAUUCACUCUCUGCCUUUUGGUUAGUUUGGAUAAGGGCUUGUCUAUAUUGUUGAUUUUCUCAAGGAACCAAACUUUGUUUCAUUGAUUCUUUAUAUUGUUCUCUUUGUGUCUAUUUUAUUGAUUUCAGCCCUGAAUUUGAUUAUUUCCUGGCAUCUACUCCACUUGGAUGAGCUUGUUUCUUUUUGUUCUAGAGCUUUCAGGUGUGCUGCUAAGUCGUCAGUGUGAAAUUUCUCCAACUUUUUUAUGUAGGCAUUUAGUGCUAUGAAUUUCCUCUUAGUACUGCUUUCAUAGUAUCCCUAAGUUUGGGUAUAUUGUACAUUCAUUUUCAUUGAAUUCCAGGAAGUUUUAAUUUCUUUAUUUCUUCCUUGUCUCAGUGGUGAUUCAGUUGAGCAUUGCUCAGUUUCCAUGAGUUUGUAGGCUUUUUGUAAUUUGUAUUGUUGUUGAAUUCUAACUUUAAGGCAUGGUGGUCUCAUAAAAUACAGGAGGCUAUUCCAUUUUUUUUUUUUUAGCUGUUGAGAUUUGCUUUGUGACUGAGUAUGUGGUCAAUAGAGAAGGUUCCAUGGGGUGCUGAGAAGAAGAUAUAUUCUGUUGUGUUUGGGUGGAAUGUUUUGUAGAUGUCUAUUAAGUCCAUUUGAGUCAUAAUGUCUAUCAGUUCCCUUAUUUCUCUGUUACGUUUCUCUUUGGCAGACCUGUCCAUUGGUGAGAGUGGGGAGUUAAGUCUCCCACUAUUAGUGUGUGGGGUUUGAUGCAUGAUUUAAGCUUUAGUAAUGUUUCUUUUACAAAUGUGGGUGCCCUUGUAUUUGGAACGUAAAUGUUCAGAAUAAAUGUUCAGACUUCAUCUUGAUGGAUUUUUCCUGUGAUGAAUAUGUAAUGUCCUUCUUGAUAUCUUUUGAUUAAUUUUUGUUUGAAGUCUAUUUUGUUAGAUAUUAGUAUAGCUACACCAGCUUGCAUCUUAAGUCCAUUUGACUGGAAAGACUUCCCAGCUCUUUACUCUGAGGUAAUGUUUGUCUUUGAAGUUGAGGUGUGUUUCUUGUAUUCAGUAGAAAGACAGAUUCUGUUUUCUUAUCUAUCCUGUUAGCCUGUGUCUUUUUAGUGCAUUGAUAUUAAGGGAUAUUAAUGACCAGCGAUUGUUAAUUCCUGUUAUUUUUUGGUGGCAGUGUUGUGUGUUUCUCUUCUUUGGGAUUUGUUAGUAUUGGAUUAUCUAUUGCCUGUGUUUUCAUGGGUGCAUCUUACUUCCUUGGGUUGGAUUUUUUCCUUCUAGUGCUUUCUGUGGGGCUGGAUUUGUGGAUAGGUAUUGUUUAAAUCUGGUUUUAUCAUGGAAUAUUUUUUUCUACUCUGUCUAUAGUGAUUGGGAAUUUUGCUGUGUAUAAUAGUCUGGGCUGGCAUCCAUGGUCUCUUAGUGUCUGAAUCAUGUCUGUUCAGGACCUUUUGGCUUUCAGAGUCUCCACUGAAGUCAGGUGUUAUUCUGCCUUUAAAUGUUACUUGGCCUUUUCCCUUUGCUGCUCUUAGUAUUUUUCUUUAUUCUGUAUGUUUAGUGGUUUGAUUAUUAUGUGGCAAGGGGGCCUUCAUUUUUUUUUUUGUCCAGUCUAUUUGCUGUUCUGUAACCUUCUUGUAUCUUCAUAGGGAUUUCCUUCUUUAGGUUGGGAAAGAUUUUUUUUUUUGAGACAGGGUUUCUCUGUGUUUGUGCCUUUCCUGGAACUCACUUGGUAGUCCAGGCUGGCCUCGAACUCACAGAGAUCCACCUGGCUCUGCCUCCCAAGUGCUGGGCUUAAAGGCGUGUGCCACCACCACCCAGCUGGGAAAGUUUUCUUAUAUGAUUUUGUUGAAUAUAUUUUCUGUGCCUUUGAGUUGAUAUUCUUCUCCUUCUUCUAUCCCUAUUAUUCUUAGGUUUGACUUUUUUUAUGGUGUCCCAAAUUUCCUGGAUGUUUUGUGUUAUGACUUUUUUGGCUUUAGUGUUUUCUUUGACUGAUGAAUCUAUUUCCUCUAUUGUAUCCUCUACACCAGAGAUUCUUUCUUCAAUCUCUUGUAUUCUGUUAGUUAUGCUUGCAUCCGUAGUUCCUGUUCAUUUGCUCAGAUUUUCUAUUUCCAGCAUUCCCUCAGUUUGUGUCUUUUUCAUUGUUUCUAUUUCAAUUUUUAGGUCUUGAACUGUUUCCUUCACCUGUUUAAUUGCUUUUUCUUGGUUUUCUUGGCUUUUUUAAAACAAAGAUUUAUUGAUUUUUUCAAUUUUUUGUUUGUCUUUUCCUCAAUUUCUUUAAGGGAAUUUUUCAUUUCCCCUUUAAAGGUCUUUAUCAGCUUCUUAAAGUCAUUUUAAAGGUUGUUUUCCUUUGCUUCUUCUAUGUUGGGAUGUUCAGGUCUUGCAGAUGUAGAACAACUAGCUUCUGGUGGUGCCAUAUUGCUCUUUAUGUUGUUGAAUGUAUUCUUGCACUGGCAAGUACCCAUCUCUCCCUCCAAUUGGUGCAAAUGGUAUCUGUGCCUCAGGGAGUCACUUUUGGUCCAAUCAGAACUCUGUGUUCAAUGCUGGAAGGCUCUGUGUUUGCAGGGAGCACCUGCAGCCUCUUGGUCCAAUUGGAGCUGGCAGAGUCUACUUCUCAGGGAGCAAUUUUGGUCUUGGAGGAUGGGUGGGUUUGGGGGGUGGAUUGGGGAUUAUAGGUUACAGGGUCCAGUGUGGAGGGGUGGUCAGGCCUGCCUGCGGGAGUCCUUCCUGCUGGCCUGCAACUGGGGAUGCAAUGGGUGGGGUAUAGGGGCACUGGUUUUGCCUCUUCAUAGGUUCAAUUUAAAAUUACAUUUUGAAGGCCGGGCGGUGGUGGCGCACGCCUUUAAUCCCAGCACUCGGGAGGCAGAGCCAGGUGGAUCUCUGUGAGUUCGUGGCCAGCCUGGUCUCCAAAGCGAGUUCCAGGAAAGGCGCAAAGCUACACAGAGAAACCCUGUCUCGAAAAACCAAAAAAAGAAAAAAAAUUACAUUUUGAGAUUGUGAUUUUAUCAUUUCUCCCUUCCCUUUCCAUCCUUCCAACCUUACCAUUUUUUUUAAAAUCUUCUACAUCUUCUUGCUUUACUGCAACUAGUGAAACAUUGAAAACAAUAGAUACAGUAAGACAGUUUAUCACAGACUUUGCCCCAAACUCAAGGGAAACAAUUUCAGUGUAUCAUAGGUAGGCAUCAUAGUUACUCUCGGCUUUUGUAGACAACUUUUUAUCAGAGAAAAAAGUAUUUCUAUUCUCUGCUUGCUAAGAAUGUUAUAAAAAGACACUGUAGACUUGAUCAACAUAGAUUCUUUCAUGAAUCUUUAUUUUCUUGGUGUUACUCCUUUAAUAAGUUAAUGUGUUGCAUAAUGUUCAGUUUCUCUAUUGGGACAUGACUGACUGUUUAAACAUAUCAUUUGGCUACUAGAAAAUAAACUGCUCUGGUUAAAUUAAGGACAUGUUGUUCCAUGAUCUGGUUUGUAAAAGUGAUCUUCACUGACAUUGAGGCAUAUUAGAAAGACUGGGGCAAUUCUGGAGACAUCUGAAGGAAAAUGAGUCACUUAUCACAGAGUGGUUGAAGCCUCUCAGAGAUAGCUGAGAACCAAAAAUUUCAACACAAUGAAUAGUGUCUGAUUUGGAGCUUUCUCUGCUCUCAGAUGCAAACCUUCAGUUUUCUAGAAAUCUAACCAGAAUGUCCUUGUACAAUGUCAGUGGCUCCUGGUUUUAUUAUAUCACAUUCUAAGCCCACCCAGGGUAUCUUUCGAGACACCUCAUACUCUCACUUGUCAGAGCUAAGGCAGAAAAAAAACCACAAGAAAACAAAAAACCAAGAGGCUUCUUAACACCUCUUUGAGAUGUAGCUCAAGGGCAAUGAAAAUGGCAUAAAUGCUAAUGCUAAGACAAUUGUGAUUUCCCAUGAGAAGCCCCUACGAAACUUGAGUAUGUUUUAUUCUUUCCCUGAGUGCUUUUGUAAUUUAGUAAACCACCAACUGUAGUUCUGAAAUUCUUUUCUCCAUCAAAGCCACUAAUCCCAGGACUGUCUAAAUGUAGAGCCCAGAAGGCAAAGGAAACUCCUCACAUAGCAGGAAGUGACAGUGUGUGUGGAGCAGGGUGUCUUGUCUUCUUAUUCCUGACAAUGCCUGAGAUAUUGAUUAGUUUCCUCAUCAUAGUGAUUACCCUUGGUAACUCUGAAACCCUAGCCUCUUGAUUUCAUUUGAUGACUUCCAAGUGUUUCCAUCUCUUGAUGUUCUUUAGGAUCCUUGGAGAUCACUUUUAGCAGUACCAAGUAUGUACUAAUGACUCCUCAGUUGACUCAGACAAAUUCCUUUUCUGAAAGGUAGUAACAGGUACCUAAGUGCGUAUUCUAGAUUUCCAUGUAGAUGGCUUACUGAGAUGUGAAUGCUUACACCAGACCUCACCAUCCUGUACCUUUUCUUCUUUCUCUUACUACUUUUUUUUUCUCUCUCAAAGAUGCUCCUUAUUUCAUGAUUUGUUGGGAUAGGAAAACGCCAUGGCUUCAGGAACACAAGAAGAAGCCCGAGCACCAUGGCUGGUUCUGCCACUAAUCCUGCAUCUGUUAUUAAGUUUCAUUGAUUCUUCCUUCAGAAGCUGUCGCCACUAUGAGUUCUGUCUCUAGAUGUGAAUCUGGCCCAAACUAUUAUUCUCCUUUUAAAAAGUGGAACUACUUCUUUAUUUUCAUUUAGCCUUGCUCUAAUACAUUUCCCCUCCACCCUGUGUUUGUAUCCCUUCUUUCCUUUUAAAAAUCUCACCUAAAACAAUGUCCUAGCUGUCAUUUAAGGAUAAACCUAUACUGUCAUACCUCAGGCCAAAACAAACACAAUAUGUAAAAUGGUAAAGAGCAAAACCUGGGAGUUUACUUGUGAACACCACUUAGAGAUAUCUGAGAAACAUUUGAAGGAAACUACAGCGAAUUAUCAGUUACAAGGCUUUACUCUUAGAAAAGUAGUUUCAUUUGGAUAUCUCCAAGAUCAAAAUGCCUUGUCUCUCUUAUUUCCUCUAGAAGGAUGCUUGCAGUUUGUAAUGACUUUUUCUGUGUUUAUACAUUUUAAAUUACAUUUUUAUACAGUACAUUCUCUCAUUCUUUCUGUUGUCACUACUCUAUGUGUUUCUUAAUGCUUUCUUUUUUAAAAGUUGCUUUUCUAAAAUGUCAAACACAUAGCAAAUAGCAACACAAGUUUAUGGAAUCCAUAACCAAAUUAUUUAGAACUCUUUUAGUGCCUUCUUUGAAUAAUAUCAAAGAUAUCUAGCUCCAGAGAGUGUAUUUCAGAUGAGGAGAGCAUUACACAAAUAAGUGGGAAAAAAUCUGAUUCAAAUUUGUAUUUUAAUAUAUUUGACUUUAACCUUUCAAACAUUACUUCAGGGGGAAAUUUAAGGCCACACCAGCGAUUAUGUGGGCAUAGAAACUGUUUGGAUUAGAAUUUAAUAAUUCUUUUAAAAAACUUUAGAAUAAAAAUAUGAGACUGUAUUCAUAAACAGAUCUUUAUGGAUUGAGUGGGAUUAAAGUCAAAUAAGAUGAAAUACCCAGAAUUUAGAAUUUUCUCAAGUAUGUGUGAAGUGCUAUCCAAUGGAAGGAAGUUCUGAUCAAAGCUGAAAUUAUAAUAAAAAGAAAGAAGAUGAAUAUGUAAAAGGAUGAUGUUCUGUGGAAGUUUCAUUGAGAACUGAUCACCAAGGCAAAGUGGUAGAAGGGUGGAUCCCUUUUUUCUGUAAGACCUCUUACCAGAUUGGAUCAAUGUAUAUGAUAUUGGUAACAGCAGGAUUUACCACUGGAAUGCUGGGGAAUAUGUUUAUUGGACUGGUGAACUGCUUUGACUGGGUCAAGAACCAGAAAAUCACGUUCAUCAACUUCAUCAUAUGUUUGGCAGCUUCCAGAAUCAGCUGUCUGACUGUAGUAUUUAUUGAUGCAACCUUACUAGAACUAGCCCCUCAUUUCUAUGAUUCUUAUGUUCAAGUAAAAUGCUCCGAUAUAUUCUGGGUUGUGACUGAUCAACUGUCUACAUGGUUUGCCACCUACCUCAGCAUUUUCUACUUCCUCAAAAUUGCCCACUUCUCCCAUCCCCCUUUCCUCUGGUUGAAGUGGAGAAUGAGAAGCGGUUCGGUUGUUGUUUUUCUUGUAUUUUCUAUGUGCUUACUGAUUUUUUAUUUUCUACUGCUUGAAACACUUCCUAUUUUGAGGUAUAAGAACAUGAUCUCUAAAAGCAAUCUGACUUUAUUUUCAGAUACAAGUAAGACUAUUGUUGUUCAAAAGUUAAUUGUUUUUGACCUGAUGUACUUGGUCCCAUUUCUUGUGUCCCUAGUAUCAUUGUUCCUUUUAUUUUUGUCCUUGGUGAACCACGCCAGAAACCUCAACCUCAUUUCUACCAGCUCUGAAGAUUCCCACAAGCUGGCCAUGAAAAUGCUGUUGUCUUUCCUCAUUCUCUUUAUAAUUCACAGUUUUUUCAUGCAGGUGGCACGUUGGUUAUUUUUUUAUUUUCCAUCAAACAGGUCAAUUAAGUUUGUUCUGUUAACAUUAAUUAUCUUUCCUUUAAGUCACUCAUUUAUUCUGAUCCUGGGAAAUAGUAAGCUUCAGCAGACAGCAAUGAGGGCCCUUCAACAUUUUAAAAGCCAACUGCAAGAGAUGAUCCUCUCCCUUCACAGAUUCUCCCAAGUCUUUACUAAGUGAAUAACUUAAUGAGGAGCCUUGGAAGGUCACUGUUCUUCUGCUGGGGUCUUUUAAGUACUGCUAAACAUAUAUGAAUAGUUCCUUGAACAUACUGCAUUUUGUGACAAUUUGCACACAGUCAGGCUAUAAAACACAAACCUAUCUUUUUUGUUGUCUGUUUACAGCAUUGGUAAUAAAAACUAAUAGUCUCAAACAUUUUAAAGGAAAUCAAAUAGUUAAUUUUACAGGCAAAAGGUAUGUAAUUAUAAUUCACAGGGAAGGUUCAUAAUAUCCAGGUAACUUGUAAACCCGAACAGGCAGAAGAUGGGCAAAAUGUUGAUAAGAGAUUAAGAAAACCUAAAGAGAAAAAACAUCAUCUCACAGCUUAAAUUAUUUUAAAAAGCUUUCCUUUUGUUUUUCAGAUUUAUUUAUGUGUAUGAGUAUUUUGUCUGCAUGCAUGUCUGUGUCUGGUGUCCACAUAGGUCAGAAGAUGGUAUCUGAAUUCCCUGGAACUAGAGUUACAGGUCAUUGUGAGUGACUAUAUGGGUCCCGGGAACUAAACCUAGGUCCUCUGCCAGAGAAGUGCUCUUAAUUGCUGAGCCAUCUUUCCAGCUCCCACAGCUUAAAUUCUUAAGUGUUAUUUUCCUUUUGAUAUAGGAACUUAAUGGCCUGGAACUUGCUAUGUAGACCAGGCUGGCUUUGAUCUCAUAGAGAUCCACCUGCCUUACACAUUCUAGAAUUGAAGUCUUGCACCACCAUGUCUCACUUCUCAUUUUUCUUAAACGAAAAGACAAGUAUAUCUUUGUUAUUAAAUCAUUUGUUGAUACUUAAGGAAUAAGAUGCUCCUACGAAAAUAGGGAUGACCUUAUGUUUACAGUGGGAAACAUUAAUCUUAAUGUGAAUUCCCAAGUUAUAAAUAUUUUUGCUGUUUCUACAAACUUGCUAAUUUUUCUAAAUUCUAGAGCAGCAUAUACACUGGCAGUAUGUUCACAGUGGCAGAAGUCAGUAUGUCUAUCAUGUUAUGGUCUUGUUAUGGUCUAUCUAAAAAUAAAUUAACCUUUACUUCAGAAUCACAUUUAUGUUGCUACUACAAGGUAACAUGUCCUGAGAAUGAAAUGUAUUUGUGUACACACUUCAUUGCAAUCUGAUUACCAGAGUUCUUAGCACAAGACACCGAUAUUAUAUGAAGAGAGAAGAUGAAGAAGGCAAAGUUUAUAAUAAAUGGCAAGUUUAAAGGGUACUGCGGAUGUGUAGAUGUAUUUAUAAUGCUGCAAUUUAAGUGUAGAAACAAUAGCUGUAAACUCCAAACAAGACAGUGGGGGAAAUUUCCUGUAACAUUUUCACUGUGACAGUAGGAAUUAUAACAUUAUACAGAUAAGACAUUACACACAGUAUACUUUUGUUUAGUCUAUAUAGUCUUAAGGUAAAACAACAAGCUGCAAUGAAAUGAUGAUACACACGUCAGUUUGGCUUGGUGGAGUUAUCAAAAAGGUAAUGGUAGAACUAUUCACAUUUUCCACCCAACUACAUCUGAGCUGUGUAGUUCUUCUAUAUAUAGGUGAUAAGAAUGAUGAUGAUUGCUUUAAUAAUAUAUAGGUGAUAAGAAUGAUGACGAUUGCUUUAAUAAUAAUAUAGCACAUAUUUAUUGGUAAUCUGUACUUUAUAAAACAUGUUAUUUCAUGAAUUAUAUUUUAAUUAUCUUGCCUUGGAAAACGUAAUGUGCAAAUUCAGUUGAGUGCAGGUUAGCCUUAGAUGUUGACCUCAUUUUUAUUUUGAAGAAUUUAUUUUUAUUUUAUUUAGUAUUUAGUGUUACUGAAAUUUGGUAAUUAAGAGAAGCUAAUUAAGUACACUUGUGAGCAACUUUUGAUUCUAAUGAAAUGGUUUUUGGGGUAAGUGAGCUAACGUAUAGCUAGCAGUCACCUACACUUAAGCAAACUUUAGGAGAGAGGAGAAUAAAGAACAGGUCUUGUUCCUGACAAUAGAAGAAUGGCAAAAUACUAGUAAAUGAAUCCCAGGUCAUAGGCUAUGUCAUUGCAAUGAAUGGUUUGUUAUCCACAUGUUUGAAUGGCAAGUGAGCUCUAGCCCUGUGCCUCCUCUAUCUCCAUCUGUCACCUUCCUGACAGCCUCAGCAGCAUCAGACCCUCUGUCAAUAUAUGUAACCCCAGGCCAAUGCAUGCAACCUGGAAUGAUUGACCAAAAUGUUGGGGAAUAGAGGGAAAUCAUUACUUAUUUUUUACUACUAACCUCUUACCUGACAAAUAAAUGUUCAUUUUGAGAUUUUUUUUGUGAUGAUUUCUUCUUUCCAUCCACAGAGUUAGGCAGUUGACAGGAGAAGAAUACCUUGAGUAUGCUGAUGGAAUUGGGUAUACUCUGAUACCAAGUUCUAAAGGUAUCAGGGACACAAAGGCAUGUUUUCUUGAGCAUUUCUGGAUACAUAUACCAGAUAAAAACCUGUAUCUGUACUGACGUCUAAGAAUGGUUUACAGAUUUGUUUCAAGUAAGUCAUGAGCUACUUUUUAGGUGACUUUUCCUUGCAAAACCUCACUAGACCCUUUUAACGGUUGUUGACAUUAUGACAAAGGCCUUCCAAAUUCUCCCAUUUUUAGACAACAGGUAAUAUGUUGUCCAUGUAUUUCUUAAGAAUAAUAUUCACAAGAAAAAUUAUCUGAAAUUUUGUUAAAUGCAUUUGAGAAACACACAAGCAAUCCUUUUUGACUCCUUAUACACCAAAUCUCAUUUUACAGUUUUUCUCUCUCUCUCUGUGAGUGUGUGUGUAUUAUGACAAAACUAAUGUAUUAUCUGAGACUAAGAAGAUGCCUAGUUGUUCUCAUUCUAACCCUAAACUCCCUGCCAUUGGGGAGCGGGCACUGUUGGCCACUGAGAACAUUGGGAGUCUUAAAGAUGUGUGCUGAGGUGUUGAGGGAGACAGAAAGGGGCAACCAUGAAGUUCAUCAAACCACUUUACUGGAAUAUCACACACGGGGAGAGAGAGAGAGAGAGAGAGAGAGAGAGAGAGAGAGAGAGAGAGAGAGAGAGAGAGAGAGAGAGAGAGAGAGAGACCGAGCGCUAGGAGUGAUUUAAAAGGCUGUGUAAUUCAAAUGGAAUAUUGAGAUGUGUGAGAAAAGGUGAUAAGAUCAUUCACAGAUGAAGUAGUUCUUUGUUACAUUUUUUUUAACUUCCCAUUAUGUUUUGUAUUAAUUAGGUCAGAGUGGAUUUCCACAAGUGCUUUAUCACUAUUCCUUGGUGAGAAUGCUAUUUGUUUUUUAGCUCAGUACAUCAUGAAGUCAAUGAUCAUCUGUUUUCUGAUUUUUAAUUUGCCUGCAUGUGUGUAUGUGCAACAUGUGUAUUCCUGGUCCUCUGGAGGCUAGAAGAGGGUUAUCAGAUCCACCGCAACUGGGGUUACAGAUUGUUGUAAACCACUAUGUGAUACUGAGAUCAGAACCUGAGUCCUCUAUAAGAGUAGCAAGUGCUCUUAACAGCUGAGCCAUCUCUCCAGCCAAGUUUUCUGAUUUUAACUAUAGCUAUCAUUAGAUGCUUAGACUAAUUAUUUUGACUGCAACUAUAGGAUAAAGAUUAAUCAAGUUACCUUUACAAACAUUUUAUAAUAAUACACAUUAUACUUAGAUAUAUAGUAACAAUUUCUCCAUCAUACAUAGCUCAACCAUUUGAUAUUUUAAAGUAUAAAAGGUAGUUCAUCACAGGAUUAUAAAUAAUAUCUGUAGUUAUAUAGACUUUUAAAAAAAUGUAAAUAUUCACUUGGAUUUUUAUUUACUCAGCAUAUGAUAGACAUGAUUUUAUAAUUCUCAAUGUUUUCUUCAUAGAGUUCAUCUUUAAUGUAAUUAUGAACAUAAAUGUUUUUCAGUUUUUCACCGGACUUGUUUUCUUAUUUUUUAGAAAAAAUUAAAUCUCAUGUUUUGGUCACUUUUAAACCAUGCCUUCAAAUGAUGACUCUUUUUCUGGUGGCCUUCAGAGUAUUUCUAAAGCAUCAGUAACUUCUAGGUCUCUUAAUUUCCAUACCAUGAAAUCUAGGCUUGUCUUGCCCUUUCCAAAUCCUGGAACUAGAAUAAUUCUAUGCAUGUAGGCCUGACAGGUUCUGUGAGGCAUUCAUCAAUAAACUCUCAGAAUUUUGGCAGUGUACUCCACAUUAAUGAAAUAAAAAUGUCUUGAGGAAGUUCACAGGAAAUGCAUAUUGAGAUGGGUUCUUAUCAUGUGGCUCAGGGUAGCCCAAUAUUCACUAAAUAAUUUCAGCUGGGCUCAAACUCAUAAUCUUGACUCAGCCUCUUGAGUAUUAGAAUUACAGGUAUAUAAUGCCAUGCCUAAUAUUUUUUUCUAAAGCUCUCAACUUAAUUACAGUGUAGAGUCAAGACAGAAGCUGAUUAUAUUAGAAUUAUAAAAUAAUACAAUCUAUUUUUAUAAUUAGCUUUUAUGAUAACAAGAUCAAAAUGAAUAAAAAGAAUAUCACUGUUAUUCUCCACCUCAACUUGACAGAUAAGUUUAAAAAAAUCAUCAUGGACGAGAAGGAAAGAAUAUAAAAGGUAGGAUGAGGAAGAAUACAAACUUUUAGGUAUCACAUGGUAUAGCAGGAAUCUUGGAAGGUCUUAUUAAUAAAAAUCAAACCUGAGGCCAGUUAUUGGGGUGAACACUGGAAGAUCAGAGAGACAGAACAAGCCACAGCUAACUUCACCUGGCCAACUUAUCAGCUGAUCUUGUUUCCUCAGACUGGAAGCCUCUGUGUCCUUAUAUCCGAAUGGCUCUCAGCUGAACUGUACUUCUUAAAACCUAAAGGUUAACUAGCCAAAUGCUUCUAGUUUCUGGUUCUCACACCUUAUAUACCUUUCUGCUUUCUACCACGACUCCCUGGGAUUAAAAGCUCACUUUCUGGGAUUAAAGGCAUGUGUCACCAUGCCUGGCUGUUUCCAAUGUGGCCUUGAACUCAGAGAGGGAUUUCUACCUCUGGGAUGCUAGGAUUAAAGGUGUGAGUGCCACCAUUUUCUAGCCUUUGUAUUUAGUGGCUGUUCUGUCUCUGACCCCAGAUAAGUUUAUUAGGGUGUACAAUAUUUUGGGGAACACAAUACCACCACAACAUGGCUAUUGCACAUAUGAGCUACGAUUAAUUACAUUAGACUAGCACAAGAUCGAGCCAGUUCAAAGAUUCCAUCAUGGAAUAAAGAGGGAAUCCUAAGGCCCACUCCCCAGCUCAGGAGCUAUAGGCAGAUAGCUAUGGUCACUUUUCUUAUGAAUGUGGAUGAAUGACCCAACAUCCAUGAAUAUAUAGGUAACAUGAAUUGGACUCAGUGGAUUUAAAAAAAAUAAAUAAAAGGAGGAUAUCAAGUAGGAAGAUCUAGGAGGCAGCUAAAGGUUCAACACUGAGUACAACUCUUCAGGCACUGUCCACCUUAUUGUUAAAGACAGUGACUUUCCAUGUUCUGGAACUUGCCAAGUAGGCUAGGCUGGCUGGCUAGAGAGCCCCAAGGAUCCAUUUCCGCCUCUCCUUGGCACUGUAACUGCAAGCAUACUACCAAGCCUGGCUUACUUGUGAAGCUUCUGGGGAUCAAACUUAGGUCUUCAAGCUUUUACAGAAAGUACUUUACUGACUAAACUAUGUCUCCAGCUCUUUCUCUCUGGGGUCACUCUUAUCUGUCCUAUUACAGUUGGAUUUUUCUGAUACUUUAAAACAUCAGGUACAUUUCUUUAUCAAUUAAACACUGACUACUUUCCCUUCAAGCACUCAUUUGGAUUAAAAUUUUAGCAACAGAAAUCUUUGGCAUACAGCCUUGGGACUCCUGUGACAUUUAAAAUGUCACUUGGCAAGAGUAAAGCCUGUUGGCACAUGUCAGGGGAUCAUGAGUUCUCAGCUAGCCUGGGCUACACAGCAAAUUCCUGAGCAAUCCUGUUAAACAAAACAAAAUAAAAUCAAAGAAAAAGUAAAAAAAGAAAAAAAACAAAAUACAAUAACAAAAGUGAAGCCUUUAGGUUCACAGGCUUUUCUAGAAUUAGAGUAAUGAAGAGAUACUGAAUUUUCUUCUAAAAUUUUGUUUAUCACUGGAUUCUUCUGCUUUUGUUUUUUUUGGGGCAGAUUUUUCAUCAUGUGGCCCAGGCUGUCCUUGAACACAUGAUGUCUCAACUCAACCUCUUGAGUACUGGGAUAACAGAUGUGGUCCAUUAUGACCGGCUCUCACUGGAUCCUUUCAGUUAUCUUUGAGCACCAUGAGAUUUUCCUAGA